GGGAGCGCACAUAUUGUCCCUCACUCGCCUCUAAUCUUGCCUGUAGUCAUAACGGCGAACGGAUUCGCACCGAACGACUCCUGAGACCGACGAGAAGUUCACCGAAGACCUGCAGUUCGGCACCAUGAGAACUUUCUCAAGCUUGUUUGUUAGUUUGUCACUUUUUGCGGCGUGUCUUGCUAUUUCAAUUUCCACUGCGAGCGCUGACAGCUGUAAAGUAAAUGUGUGCUUGAACGGAGGAACCUGUGUGACCGAAGGAGGAAAAGAUCCCUUUAAAUGCAUUUGUGCUGAAGGAUUCACUGGACCCACCUGCAACGAGACUGAUUUUGGGCCCUGCAACCCUAACCCUUGUAAAAACGAUGGCUCCUGUGAAAUCGUCACCAACUCCCGAAGAGGAGACGUCUUCAGUGAAUAUGUCUGCAAGUGUCCAAUAGGCUUUGAUGGAAUCCACUGCCAGAACAAUGUGAAUGACUGUGCCGGCCAGCCCUGUCAGAAUGGAGGCACCUGUCGAGAUCUUGAUGGUGAUUUCACCUGUAAAUGUCCCUCGCCCUAUGUGGGAAAGCACUGCAAUCUGCGAUGCAUCUCUCUGCUGGGAAUGGAAGGAGGAGGCAUCUCCGAAUCUCAGAUUUCUUCCUCUUCUGUGUACUAUGGCAUUCUGGGAUUGCAGCGCUGGGGGCCUGAAUUGGCGCGACUGAAUAACAAGGGACUCGUUAAUGCUUGGACCUCUGCGACACACGACAAGAACCCCUGGAUCGAGCUGAAUCUGCAGAGGAAGAUGCGUUUCACUGGCAUCAUUACCCAGGGUGCCAGUCGCAUGGGCACAGCCGAGUUCAUCAAAGCCUUCAAGGUGGCAUCCAGUUUGGAUGGGCGAACCUACACCAUGUACAGACUGGAGGGCCAGAGCAAAGAUGUGAUCUUUGUUGGUAAUAUGGACAAUGAUGGGACAAAGACUAAUUUGUUCGAUCCUCCAAUCAUAGCUCAGUACAUACGAAUCAUUCCUGUUGUGUGCCGUAAAGGCUGUACACUGAGACUGGAGCUGGUGGGCUGUGAACUCAACGUGUAUUUGAACACGACAGGUUGCUCCGAGCCGCUAGGUAUCAAGUCACGGCUGAUCGAUGACAGGCAGAUGACAGCUUCAAGCACUUUUCGCACCUGGGGGAUCGAGUCGUUCACCUGGCACCCACAUUACGCUCGUCUGGACAAGCAGGGCAAGACCAACGCCUGGACAGCAGCCAGCAAUAACCACUCCGAGUGGCUGCAGGUGGACCUGCUCAGACCAAAGCGCAUCACAGGGAUCAUCACGCAAGGGGCCAAAGACUUUGGCAACGUGCAGUUUGUGUCCGCCUUUAAAGUGGCUCACAGUGAUGACGGCAAGUACUGGACCAUACUCAAAGACGACAAGACAAAAACAGAUAAGAUUUUCCCUGGCAACAGCGACAACAACGUGCACAAAAAGAACGUGUUUGAGCCCCCCUUCUACGCACGAUUCGUCCGCAUCCUGCCGUGGGCGUGGCAUGAACACAUUACCCUGCGAAUGGAGCUGCUGGGCUGCGAUGAGUAGAACUCCUCCAUCUCUCUCUCUCAUUCUCUCUCUCUCUCCUUCUCCUCUUUUAUACUUGCCUCCAUUCCUUCUUCCCUCAACCAUGCCUGCACUCCCUCACUCUUAGCAACAGAGGGCACCAUCGCCACACCACCCUGCACAGCUGGGGACCCAUGUCACAGAAGCUCAAACUCACAGCGUGAUGCAUUUAGCAUUAAAUAUUUUGUACUAACUAUAGUCUGAUGCAGUGGCCAUUUGUAAAUGAAGUCGAUGCUAAUGUGUGUUAAUGUUUAUUCACACUAGAUGACCAUAUUAGGAAAUAGCUUUUUUUUUUAGUUUUUAUAACUUUGUGUUGCAAAUGAGUUGUAACAAUUUUAUUUCAUUUUAUGUCAAAUAAAACUCAAACUCAAUUACAAUCAAUUGGAAAAAAGACUGUACAUACCAGAUAAGUCACAAUUUAUUUAUUUACACAGGAAUCAGUGUGUUAGGUUGGUUGUAAAUGCAGCCAAGCUGUUUUUUAUCUUAUCUUAUGAAGUAGUUUAAAUUAGGAAGUGAUGAAGUCACAAAAUAUGGUUGUGCUUUAUGCUAAUUUGUAUAUUAUGUAAUGAAAGUAGCAAUUUGAUCAUUUGUUUCUUGUAUAAAAUAUUUGGUUUAAAUCAAUUAAUUUUUUUUUUAACUAGGCUAAUGCAUUUUUUACAGUCUCAUCAAACCUUAGUAUAAAAAGUGACAGUCAAUCAUUUAUUAUUAUUUGAUUAGUUUUGUUUAAUUUGAAUGGCCACGGAUCUCAGGUGCAGUUCAAUCAUUUGCAGUGUGCUACUGAAUUAAA
Molecule: messenger RNA, 2366 nt
Organism: Cyprinus carpio (common carp)
Lineage: Eukaryota; Metazoa; Chordata; Actinopteri; Cypriniformes; Cyprinidae
Product: milk fat globule EGF and factor V/VIII domain containing b
Molecular function (GO): calcium ion binding
Source: RefSeq, a predicted model, not a curated record